Messenger RNA from Aspergillus calidoustus, 1419 nucleotides. The record is from the annotation of a GenBank genome assembly. NCBI's taxonomy places the organism in Eukaryota, Fungi, Ascomycota, Eurotiomycetes, Eurotiales, Aspergillaceae.
AUGGGCCUGACAAUCAACAUCCCCAACCAAAAAACCUGCUACCUAGGCACGGACCCCGUAACAGGGACCGUGAGAUUCCAAACCUCCACGCCCAUCCCCCUCUCCGCCGUAAAAAUCACAUUCGCCGCACGCUCCAAAGCCAAGAUCCAAAAAGUAAAGGGCACCGGCGCGCCCGCCGCAACCUACCGAAGCAAAUGCAUCCUGUUCGAGCAGGAGCGCAUCCUGCGCCAACACUCCACCGGGGAGAAUCUCGCUCCGGGAUCCUACGAGUGGCCGUUUGAGUUUAUUUUCCCGAAUCAUGUCCAGCCGACGGCGUCCGCUUCGUCGCGGUGGCCGGAAAAGGUCCCCUAUCGCAAUGACGCGGGCCACAUGUGUCCCCCGUCCUUUGCGCUGAGUACAGGGGACGCGAGUCGGAAGUUGGAGUGCUGGAUUGAUUAUCGGCUCGAGGCGACGGUUCUCAAGCCCGCGGGGGGGAUCUUUCAGAGCAAGAAGGGGGCGGCGCUAUACACCGAAACAGCGAAGCUGAAUUUCCUCCCCGCGCUCGCGAAAUCGAUCACGCCCAACGAUCAAGAGUCCGCGGUGUAUCGGCACGAGAGGGAGCAGCUUUUCACCAUCCGGAGUAAGCUGCUGCAUAUGGAGAACCGCGGCCGCACGCUGAAAGUCAGCGAGAAGAUCUCGAGCUGGCUUUCCCCGGGCCAGUUACCGCGGUUUAGUUUCAAGGCGACGUUUCGGUAUCCGACAAGACUUAUCCAGGCGGAGCCGUUGACGUGUUCUCUGGAUGUCACGCCGUUUAUGGAGGAUAGUUCGGUCGCGCUUGCGCCGGAGAUUCUGUUGCAGAGUUUGAACAUCUACGUGGUUAGCGAGACGGGUGCACGGGCGACACCCUCACUCGUCGGAUCGAUGUCAGCGGAGAUCGAAGAGAAGAUCGAGGUUCUCUCGCGGACGGCGCUGGGGAUGCCGGUGUCCGGAACGAUCGAUCUCGCGCAGGUAUUUGGCCUGCUUGUUCUCCGGCACGAAAUCGUCUCCUUUGCGACGUUUAACAUCAGUCGCCGGUACAGACUUUGCGCGUCGUUUGUUUUCGAGUGCGUGGGGAAGACGAAUGAGUUUAGCUGUCCCGAUCUCCCGAUUGAGAUUAUCGCUGCUGCGAGCGCUGGUGCUGGUGCGGCUGCAGCUACUCCUCCCACGAGUCCGCAGGAAUAUGGCAAUCUGGACAUUGAACGUGGCGACGUGAAGGGCCGGGCACAUGUGCAGGCCCGCGGAUUUGCGGAGCUACCUACGAGGACUUAUAGCUCCGAGUCCUCUGCCGAGGACUUGUCGCCGAACGAUUACUCGGGCGACUGUGACUCGGAUGCGGCGCCGCCGGCGUAUACGCCUGCUUCGUCGUUGCCGUCGCCGGUUGAUGAGAAGAGGUCACAUUGA